This is a messenger RNA of Asterias rubens (European starfish), 1985 nucleotides long. RefSeq names its product cytochrome P450 2U1-like. NCBI's taxonomy places the organism in Eukaryota, Metazoa, Echinodermata, Asteroidea, Forcipulatida, Asteriidae. The record is from RefSeq and is a predicted model, not a curated record. Gene Ontology annotation, molecular function: oxidoreductase activity, acting on paired donors, with incorporation or reduction of molecular oxygen, reduced flavin or flavoprotein as one donor, and incorporation of one atom of oxygen; heme binding; iron ion binding. The coding region runs from base 1 to 1512 and encodes 503 amino acids. Gene Ontology annotation, cellular component: cytoplasm; intracellular membrane-bounded organelle. Gene Ontology annotation, biological process: xenobiotic metabolic process. The transcript is spliced from 3 exons.
AUGGGUGUAACUUCCAUGUUUGGUCUUAUCGACCUUAAGACACUGCUGCUCGGAAUAGCGGUAUUCCUCGGCGUGUAUUGGCUAGCACUUCGCCGCAAAAGCCCCCGAAACCUCCCGCCCGGACCGACGGGUUGGCCGCUCCUCGGCUACUUGCCUAAGCUUCUCUGGAGUGAAUGCCCGUGUGAAACCCUCAUGUAUGAGUCUAGGAAGUACGGGGAAGUUUUGAGUGUCAAUCUAGCUGGGCAGCUUACAGUUGUGCUCAAUAGUGCUGCUAGUAUCAGGGAGGGCUUCAACAACCCACUCGUUACUGAUAGGCCGUUGACUACAUUAUACGACAACCUGGUACCCAAUGGUAAAGGCGUGGCGACCUGCUCUGGUAAAGCCUGGUCCAUUCAAAGACGGUUUUGUCUUAGAGCUCUUAGAGGAUUUGGAUUUGGUAAAGCCAGCUUCGAAGAUACCGUUUCGACAGAGACCUCUCGCGUCAUCGAGGAAAUGCGAGACCACAAGGGGGCGCCUUUCUCUCCAACCCUCCUUUUCACUAAUUCCAUCUCGAAUAUUAUCUGCUCCGUGAUUUUCGGGAAAACAUUCGAGUAUUCGGACUCCAAAUUCCAGAAGUUACUCGCCACGAUCAAUCGUGCUUUUGAGCUGACCGGCGCCGGAGGACCAUUAGUAUUCUUGCCCCUUGCCCAAAAGUUAACAUGUCUCCCAUCAUAUCGUGAGCUUCAGCGCUGUAUUGGUGACAUUUUAGAUUUUGUUCGCGAGGAAAUCGAAGCACAUCGUUCAAACCUCGACGUUGACGACCCGAGAGAUUUAAUAGACCACUAUCUGAUAGCCGAACAACACCGCAAUCUCGAUGAGAAACAAAAUGACAUCUCAAGUCACAUAAACGCCGACAACAUGGUCAUCACAAUUUUUGAGAUCUUCAUUGGCGGUACGGAGACCACUGCAAACUCUCUUCGCUGGGCGGUACUUUACUUGAUGGAGUACCCGGAGGUUCAAACCAAAAUCCAGCAAGAGAUCGACAGAGUGGUCGGAAGGAACCGGUUCCCGCGCCUCGCUGACCGGCCCAACAUGCCGUUCAUAGAGGCGACCAUCAUGGAACUUCAGCGCAUCAUGCCGGUCUCACCCCUCCCUCUCGCACGGUACACAUCCAGCGACACUGAAAUACAAGGUUAUAGCAUCCCCAAAGAUACCAUCGUCUUAGCGAACCUCAUGUCUGUUUGUAAAGAUGAGUCUUUAUGGGAGAAGCCCGAUGUAUUCGAUCCUGGACGAUUCAUCAAAGAUGGGAAGAUGUUUCAACCAGAUGAUUUUCUUAUCUUUGGUGCAGGUCGCCGGGUGUGUCUUGGCGAAGGUCUUGCCCGGAUGGAGCUCUUUAUAAGCCUCUCAAACCUUCUUCAUCAAUUCACCUUCAAGAAGCCAGAGGAAACCACCAUCUUGUCAUUCAAAGCUACCGAGGCACUGACGAGAGCCCCAUUAUUUGAGUACGAAACACGGGUGAUAUUGCGCGACUAAUAAUUUAUCGGACACAACCAAAGCUUUAGGGACACGUUGCCUUGGAUCGGUUGAUUUGGUCUAUGGAAAGCGUUUGAAACCGUUUGAUAUGAAAUCGAUGGGGCUAGAAGGAUGUUUUAAAAAAAAGUAGAGAAUGCAAAGAUCCAUUCCAACUUGCCUCAAAAUCGCGUGGUUUUCCUUUUACUUUGCGAACGAACACGGUUAGCAACAAAUUUUACCCCACAAAAUGGCGUGCCGUGUUAUUUCAAGACGUAUAUAUAACGAAAACCGUGCAAUUUCGCGGCACUUUGUGUGAUACAAAUAUUGUUCAAACACUUUUUUUUAUUUAGACCAACUCGCCCGAUCCAAGGCAACGUGUCCCUUGAAUUGAAUGGUACCGUUUGUUUAAAACUAUUUCUGUGAAUUGAAUGGUACCGUUUGUUUAAAACUAUUUCUGUGACGUCACCGUAGACUAUUUUAUACAAAUAUUUACU